Messenger RNA from Bursaphelenchus xylophilus (pine wood nematode), 1179 nucleotides. The record is from the annotation of a GenBank genome assembly. Lineage: Eukaryota; Metazoa; Nematoda; Chromadorea; Rhabditida; Aphelenchoididae.
AUGGGUUCGCGUUGGGAGAACCUCGGCCAUUCCGAGCAGGAGCUGCAACGAAUGGCAAUUGCUACGACGUGAGUUGUGAUCUUUUGUUAUGUACACUGCUGAACAAAACGUAAAACAAUAAGAUUUUUUUUUAAUUGUAGUUAACCAGCCUCGCCUCCUUACGUUUUUUAAUACAUACAAAUUUCAUAUUUUUUAUAUUAUACAUAAUUCAAAAGUAUUCCAUCAAUUUUCUGAUUUCCAAGAGUAAAAAAUCUCUCAUUACGACGCGUUUUUGUGAGCAUUUGGCAAACAGUAAUUUAUAAUUUUUCGUAUAACAGUUAUAAUCUUUUCUUGGAGUAGGAUUUUUAAAUAUUGUAGUGCGAAGAGCUCCAGCCGUAUUUUACCAUUAUUUUUCAGAACUCUUGAACCUACUGCAACAAAUUCCGUCCAACAGAUGAUCGAGUCGUUCGUCCGACAAGAAAUUUUACCCGGUAAGAAAAAAUUCUUUUAUUGUUUGCAAUUACGUAUCUUUACGCUGAAAAAGAUUUUUAGACCUUCUGUUCCGUAUUUUACCAUCACUAUUUAUACAUAUGAAAAAAGACACAAUUUUGGCAGGAGGUUUAAAAAAUGGGCUAUUGCUCUUACAUUUGUUAGCGUAAUAGUGGAAAUGGUCCAAAAUUUUAGUCCAAGAUUUACGGAUGAGAAAUUUCGAAUUGUUUGCUAUAAAAAGAUCGUUGUAGACUAGUUCGCACAGAGAUUUCUUACAGCUGUAAGGCAAAUACGGCGUUGCAGAUCACCUUGCCAAAAUUGAAAUUCUCCGUUCUGCAAUAUUCGUAUUUCACCUCCUUCCUUUCAGACAAUCAAUUUCUUUGCCAUUACCGAAAACUCAGAAGCCCCCAGCCGAUCCAGUUGAUCUGUGAUCUCGGCUGUUGCCCGAAUGGCUGCUGUGGGAUCGAGGAUUUGGCCAGAAGUUCGGUUGGCUAUGGCUGGGCCAUAGGACUGCUUGGACUCUUCGUUGUGCUAGUAAUAUUUGUCAGCAUCAUCUACCUGUUACAUUCGUUUAUUAAGAAGAAAAAGACGCCGUUAUAUCAACAUGGAAUCUAUGGGAGUGAAAACUCGCAAGUUGGCGGGAUUUAUUACACUUCUGGCCAUCUCUCACCUCAACAUAAAAAUCAUUUCUACCCUACAAGUAUUUAUUAA